Molecule: messenger RNA, 986 nt
Organism: Plodia interpunctella (Indianmeal moth)
Lineage: Eukaryota; Metazoa; Arthropoda; Insecta; Lepidoptera; Pyralidae
Product: neurofilament heavy polypeptide-like
Exons: 7
Coding region: 82-870 (262 amino acids)
Source: RefSeq, a predicted model, not a curated record
CCACCGAGGUCGUCAACUUAUCUUAUGAUACUGACAUGACUUGUGAAUUUUCUAUUAGAUGUAAACGCGGCAGACGAGUCAAUGGAUGCACCGAAAAUUGGCGAGCAAUUUGAGUAUGAAACGCCGAUCAGCUGCGAAGGGUGUACUGUUGAAAAGGUCUCAGUCAACGGAGUUCCAUUAGACCUGGAACCAACGAGACGAUUCGAUGUUUCUCCUUUAGCAUGUUACGCGGCGACCGGUAGCUCUUUAAAGAUAAAACUAACAGAAUUUACUAUGGGAUACGCCGGAGUCUACCAAGCUGUGUUCAUGAUUCACGGUUCCACUGUCACUAAGACUAUUUUGGACAUUAAAGAAGGUGAAGAAGAAAGUUCUGAGCCAGCGACCACUGAAAAGCCUGCGGAAGAAACAGAAGCGAUGGCGGGCGACGCCACUACAGGGGCGGAGGGAGAGGAAACAACUGCAGCCGCUGAGGGUGAGGAGACAACUGCGGCCGCAGAGGGUGAGGAGACAACUGCGGCCGCGGAGGGUGAAGAAACAACCGCAGCUCCAGCUGGUGAUGAAACAACUGCCGCAGCAGCUGCUGAGGGUGAAGAGAAACCGAACGAAGGUGAUGAAGGCGGAGAAGAAAAGCCUAAGGAAGAAGACGCUGGUGGCGAAGAAGCGCCAAAGCCGGAUGAUGAAGCACCACCAGAAAGGAGGAAAACUCUCAGAAAGAAGUCGAGGUCAAAGAAGAAAGUAUUGAGAAAUCGCAAGGUAGUAACAACGACAGCUCACGCCACAUCGCCCCCCACCACAACGGCUCAAACUACUGAAGCGGUGAUUCCACCUGUCACAGAAACUGUCACAACUCCUGUCACUUUGAAAACUUGAUUUGACAGGCAAACGGCGAUCGAAUACAGACUGAAAGGAUAUAAAUUAGCUUUGAUGUAUUAAAUGUAGUGUGCAAUUUAUACCAUCUCUUAUUGAUAUUAUAUGUUUUUCUCUUA